AUGAAGCUGAAACUCCUCUCCCCCUGCCUUCUCCUCGCCUUCUUUGCCGCCGCGGCGUACGCGGCGCCGGCUGCGUCGCGCGCGGCGGCCGUCGUGAGGGCCGCGGGCACGGCCCCGCUGCAGUCGGCGUCGUCGGACCCGGAGAACCAGUGCGUGUACACGGUGUACGUGCGGACGGGGUCCAUCUGGAAGGGCGGCACGGACUCGACGAUCGGCGUCACGCUGCUGGGGGCCGACGGCACGGGGAUCCGGAUCCGGGACCUGGCGGCGUGGGGCGGGCUCAUGGGCGCCGGCCACGACUACUACGAGCGCGGCAACCUGGACAUCUUCAGCGGGCGGGGGCCCUGCAUGAGCCAGGCCCCCUGUGCCAUGAACCUCACCUCCGACGGCUCUGGCGCGCACCACGGCUGGUACUGCAACUACCUCGAGGUCACGGUCACGGGGGCCCACCUGGGCUGCGCGCAGACGCUCUUCACCGUCGAGCAGUGGCUCGCCACCGACACGUCGCCCUACCGCCUGUACGCCGUCGUCGACGAGUGCGAGACGAAGCGGCGGCGGCAGGAGACACGCCGCUCGCCGGCCGGCGAGGCCGAGCCCACCGUGACCGCGCUCUAA
Molecule: messenger RNA, 615 nt
Organism: Miscanthus lutarioriparius
Lineage: Eukaryota; Viridiplantae; Streptophyta; Magnoliopsida; Poales; Poaceae
Source: the annotation of a GenBank genome assembly